AUGACCCCCCAAGUUGGCCUGGUCCACGUGUACACGGCAGCCCAGAGCCUCGGCGUUUAUCUUGAGCGUCACGCACCAAAGGGGGCCAAGAUCUGGGUGGUCGGCGGUGCCAGCCACUACAAGGACACUACAGACUCGUGCUUCAUGUAAGUCAGCAAGCAACGGAGCUACUUGAGGCGGCCGCUCAUUCGUUCAUGGAUGUACAUUCACCCUGUGCGUUCAGCCAAAUCAAGAAGACCGUCAAGCCCGAGCUUUACAGCACCUGGGAGAUUCGGACCAACCUUCCCGACGAGGACUUCUACCGGUUCGCGUCGUGCGCCCAGAAGAACGAGGACAAGGUUUUCGUCGCCCUGUGCAGCGACACACCCAACGACAAACUCAAGGAGGACCCUGUCACACACGAAUCGGGCACGUACACACACCCAGUCGCCCAUAUUGUAGGCCAUGCACCCGUCUGUGCGCGCUUCUGAUUCAGGGUACUCCGACUGGAGCUACCACCUGCUGUCGCGCAUAACGCAGCUGAUGCUGAACAAGGCGACCCUCGUCAACGCAUGCAUCGACCCGCUUGCAUCCGACCAGCCCCACGGCGACGUCAUCAUGCAUGUGCCCAGCUGUGGCGCCUUUGAACAUUUCUUCAAGUUCGCCACAUUCCCGUUCGGCAAGAUUGUCAACACCGGCAAGGGCGGCGGGCUCCCCAUCAUCCUCGAAGAGGGUGAGCGAGUGAGUGAGGGAGGGAGGGAGGCACGCAAGCAUGACGGAGCUCCACUGGAUUGCCUGGGUUUUGUUGCGUGUGUGGAUGGAUGAAUGCAGCCCACAAGAAGCUGAAGCUCCAGCCGGCAGCCAAGAGUCUCAAGUUGGGCAAAGACAACCUCGCGAUGGUCGGCGACGUGCCCGCCACUGGUACAUAUGCACUGCACUACACAAAUGCAAAGAACUGCCCAACUCCACGUCUCUUCAUCUUUUCCCGUCUUGCCUUUUUGUUUGAGCAGAUAUGCAGGCCGCCGAAGACUACGGCAUCCGAUCCAUCUUUGUGCUGUCGGGCGCCACCACGCUCGAACAAGCCGCCAAAUGGAAGGUAAGGUAGAUCCGUACACACAUUGCCGUCGUUGAUUGCGCGUCAUGACCUCUCUCUCUUUCUGUCUGCGUAUGUGUGUGUGCAGGUGCGCCCCACCUGCUAUCUGGACGACGUGGGGAAGAUUGGCGGGGUGGCCGAGUGA
Molecule: messenger RNA, 1217 nt
Organism: Vitrella brassicaformis
Lineage: Eukaryota; Vitrellaceae
Source: the annotation of a GenBank genome assembly